UCUAGAGAGAUAAACGGCUCUUACUUCAGCUCCGCACACUCUCUCCUCCACCACCAUUAACCACAACUUUCCGCCGUCUCCUUCAACUUCAAUUGUUCGGCGAGCUAUGAACUCCAAGCACAAGCAGAAGCGGCAACUGCUGAAGCGGAAGCUGCUGGAUCGGCGCAACGCCACCUCCGACGACUCCACCACCCUACGCACCAGCUCUCUGGACCUCUCUCCUCUCUCCUCACACCCCAGCUUCCAAAUGCAAUGGAUAGCCGCCAUGUCAGACAAAAUCUGCCCCUUCCCCGGCCUCUCCCUGGAGGAUUUUCUCAUUCGGGAGACCUGGAUGUGCCUGUCUUCGCUUAGUCUCCUUCCGGAGAAGCAGCCGGUGGCGGAGGAGGUGACCAGAGAGUUUGGAACUAGGGUUAGGCUCACUGAUAAAGUUGAGGUUGGAAAUGAAGAGGAUGUGGUAAUUGAGAGAAAUAACGUUAGUGGAGGGAAUGCUGGGAUGGGGAAAUCUCGUGUUUUUCCUCGAGGUGACAGGCAUAUGGAUUCGUCAGCUCAAUGCGGAAUUGUUAACCCUUCGGAUGGAGAAGAGGAGACGGAAAUCGAGAGAAAUAAGGUCGAUGGGGAGAACAUUGGGACAGAAGAGUCUUGUUCUUGCACGUUAAACGAUGAUGAUGAGAAUUCGACUCUGGAGUCAGUCUAUGGGAUUUCGCCAAAUGGCCAAUUCAAGCGCACCAUCAAUUCCUGGCAGAGGGGUGAGCUUAUAGGAAGUGGAUCUUUUGGAAGAGUGUACAAAGGCUAUACUGAUGAUAGAAUCAUUUUUGCUGUGAAGGAGGCUUCAUUGCUUGAUCAAGGGAGCCAGGGCAAACAAAGCAUUUAUCAACUUGAACAGGAGAUUUCUCUUUUAAGUCAGUUUGAACAUGAGAACAUAGUUCAGUAUUAUGGCACAAACAAGGUAUGUUUCUUAUGUUCUUGAGUUAGUUUCUUUUGUUUACUUGUAACAAAUUACAAGAUAUGUUAUUUUUUA
Molecule: messenger RNA, 1018 nt
Organism: Vitis riparia (riverbank grape)
Lineage: Eukaryota; Viridiplantae; Streptophyta; Magnoliopsida; Vitales; Vitaceae
Exons: 3
Coding region: 107-967 (286 amino acids)
Biological process (GO): protein phosphorylation
Molecular function (GO): protein kinase activity; ATP binding
Source: RefSeq, a predicted model, not a curated record